This is a messenger RNA of Knipowitschia caucasica, 846 nucleotides long. The record is from the annotation of a GenBank genome assembly. NCBI's taxonomy places the organism in Eukaryota, Metazoa, Chordata, Actinopteri, Gobiiformes, Gobiidae.
AUGAUGAUGAUGAUGAUGAGCAAGGAAGAGAAUGGGGAGGAAGAGGAGGUUGGGAAUCUGCAGCUGGCCUGGGAGAUGCUGGAGGUGGCCAAAGUAAUCUACAAAAGGAGGGAGAGCAGAGAGGACCAGCUCAUGGCCGCUCAGGCGCACCUCAAACUGGGAGAAGUCAGUGCAGAGUCUGGGAACUACCCUCAGGCCGUGGAGGACUUCCAGGAGUGCCUGUCCCUGCAGCUCACUCACCUGCCUCCUCACAGCCGGCUCCUGGCUGAGACUCACUACCACGUGGCCACGUCUCUGUGCUGCAUGGAGCAGUACGACCAGGCGCUCAAGCACUUCAAGAGCGCGCUGAAGGUCGUGGAGGAGCGACUGGCCAUGUUGCAGGAGGCCAUCUCCAAAGCCGGCGCAGACUCUUCCUCAGAAGACACGAGUGAGAUGGAGGAGCUGAAGCUGCUGCUGCCGGCGCUGGAGGAGAAAGUAGAGGACGCAAAGGAGAGCCAGCGGACGGCGAGCGCAGCGUCCAGGGCCAUUCAGCAGACACUGGGAGGAGCCUCCACGUCCUCCGGCUUCAGUGAGAAUGGAGCGUCAUCGGGCUUCGGCUCAUCGUCAUCUGCCUUUGGAGCGUCUCAGAUCUCUGUGAAGCCUGCAGAGGGCGCCUCGUCUUCAGCCUCGAACAUCUCUCACCUCGUCAGGAAAAAGAGGAAACCAGACGAGGACAGCGGCGCAGUAGAGGACUCGGCUGAGAAAAAGACCAAACGAGACAAGAAUGAGUCUAGUUCCAGCAAUGGAGUCCACGGCACACAGCAGGAACCCAGUCAGUCGGCCAGUUCCACAGAAACGGCAGCGUGA